AUGCCCGCACAACCAGAAGACGCCCGCACAACCAGAAGACGCCCGCACAACCAGAAGACGCCCGCACAACCAGAAGACGCCCGCACAACCAGAAGACGCCCGCACAACCAGAAGACGCCCGCACAACCAGAAGACGCCCGCACAACCAGAAGACGCCCGCACAACCAGAAGACGCCCGCACAACCAGAAGACGCCCGCACAACCAGAAGACGCCCGCACAACCAGAAGACGCCCGCACAACCAGAAGACGCCCGCACAACCAGAAGACGCCCGCACAACCAGAAGACGCCCGCACAACCAGAAGACGCCCGCACAACCAGAAGACGCCCGCACAACCAGAAGACGCCCGCACAACCAGAAGACGCCCGCACAACCAGAAGACGCCCGCACAACCAGAAGACGCCCGCACAACCAGAAGACGCCCGCACAACCAGAAGACGCCCGCACAACCAGAAGACGCCCGCACAACCAGAAGACGCCCGCACAACCAGAAGACGCCCGCACAACCAGAAGACGCCCGCACAACCAGAAGACGCUGCGCGGACCUGGCUGCUCUUGCAGGCUUUCAAAGUGAAAUAA
Messenger RNA from Schistocerca serialis cubense, 579 nucleotides. RefSeq names its product sporozoite surface protein 2 (gene Eig71Ec). The transcript has 2 exons. Bases 1 to 579 code for a protein of 192 amino acids. The record is from RefSeq and is a predicted model, not a curated record. Lineage: Eukaryota; Metazoa; Arthropoda; Insecta; Orthoptera; Acrididae.